Molecule: messenger RNA, 2625 nt
Organism: Fimicolochytrium jonesii
Lineage: Eukaryota; Fungi; Chytridiomycota; Chytridiomycetes; Spizellomycetales; Powellomycetaceae
Exons: 4
Coding region: 208-2625 (805 amino acids)
Biological process (GO): peptide metabolic process
Cellular component (GO): mitochondrion
Molecular function (GO): metalloendopeptidase activity
Source: RefSeq, a predicted model, not a curated record
AGUCGGGUUAGCGGGGAAGGGGAAGAACGGGGAAGUCAAUUGCAACUCGCAGAGCCCUUUUGCACGCGUGCCUGGGGAGAAUUGGACAUGGAAGGAGAGGAUUGAGCAUUCCCCGCAGUCCCAACGCCCAAAGACAGGUCCGCCAACAAGAACUUGGCGUCGGGGAGAAGCUCAACGUCCGGGGACUAUUCCUUCCUUUUGCUCGCCAUGACACAAGCCAUCUUCGUAUGCAGCAGAUGCUGUCGAGCAGCUGGCCUUCCUCGAGCAUCCCAAAGUGGAGCACUGCGAGUGCCAUUCCGACGACAGCGACGAAGCAUCACCCCCCUCGCCACCCCACUCUCACCCCCCCGCCGUCCGUUCAACACCAAGCCAACCGCCUCAAAAACCACUCUCCAACAAAUCUUCGACCACCCAACGGAAUGGAAACUCAACCGCUACUCCAACUCCCACACCACCUCCACCGGCCUCUUCGGCCUCCCCGCCUUCGACCGCCCCGAAGGCUUCGUCCACGCCGCGCAAGUCGCCAUGGUGGAGAUCGACCUCAUUGUCGAGCGGGUAUGCGCGGCGGUGGACCACCGCGAUCGGAACGAAAUGGUAAAAACGGUCAAGAGGCUGGAUAGACUGUCGGAGAUAUUGUGUACGGUGGUGGACUCGGCGGAGCUGAUACGCAAUGUGCAUCCGGACGGACGGUUUGUGGAGGCGGCGAAUGAGGCGCAUUCGGCGUUGAGUAGUGUGAUUAAUCAGUUGAACACGCAUCCAAAGCUGUAUAAGUCCCUUCGAACGGUGAUGCACGACCCGACUAUCACAAAACACUUCUCGGAGCAGGAGCUCCGCGUAGGCAACCUCCUGCUCGCCGAUUUCGAGAAAUCCGGCGUCCACAUGCCCAAAGCCAUGCGCGACCGCUACGUUGACCUGCAAAACCGGAUCCUCGACCUCGGCCACGAAAUGAUCACAAUGGCCGGGCCUGGCGUUCCCGAGGUCGUCAUUGAGAACCCGUUGGAGAAGUUGCAUGGGGUGCCUGGCCAAGUUCUAUCACGCAUCCUCAAUGAGAGUGGCACGCGAGCGACUAUACCAACCAACUCGGUACUGGCGUCCGCGGUGUUGAGGACUGCGCGGGAUGAGGGGGUGAGGAAACAAGUGUAUUUGGCGAUGAACUCUGGGAGUAAGGAGCAGGUUGAUGUGCUGGAGGCGAUGUUGUGGACGAGGGGCGAGCUCGCGAGGCUGUUGAAGAAGGACAGCUAUGCGGAGCUUUCGUUGACGGAUAAGAUGGCUGAGACGCCUGAAAUAGUGAUUGCAUUCCUCGAAUCGCUUUCAGAUCUUCACAAGCCACGAGCAGACGCCGAAGUCGAUCGUCUCCUAUCCCUCAAGAAAAUGCACAACCCAAAACCUACCACCCAAAUCGAAGCCUGGGACCGUCACUACUACUCCCAAUUCGUCCAGCCCACAGCCGCCCGGCAAGAGCCCUCCACAGACCCCUUCCACCCGCGCCCGAUCUCCCAAGGCUCCGACCAGCUCGCCGCCUACUUUUCCGUCGGCACCGUCUUCGAAGGCCUCUCCAACCUCUUCCACGCUCUCUACUGCGUCACCCUGGUCCCACAGACCGUCGUCCCCGGCGAGAUCUGGCACGACGAGGUCCGCAAAUUGGACGUCAUCCACGACACGGACGGCAAGAUUGGGAGUAUCUACUGUGACCUCUUUGCGCGGGAUUCCGCCGAGGGCCGGAAAUACGAGACUGCCGCGCAUUUCACUGUGCGGUGCUCGCGCCGGAUAGACGACGAAGAGCGGUUUGGAGAGGGGUAUGCGAAAGGCGCGAUGAGGAUCAAGGGGGCUGAGAAGGAGGUUGUGGAGGGUGGGGUGAAGAAACGGUAUCAGUUGCCGAUUGUGGUGCUUGUGACGGCGUUCUCGAGUCCGAGGCCGGACGCGGGCGUGCCGGCUUUGUUGAGUCUUUGGGAGGUGGAGACGUUGUUUCAUGAGAUGGGCCAUGCUAUGCAUUCAAUGCUAGCCCGCACAGACUUCCAACACAUCUCCGGCACCCGCGUCCCAAUGGAUUUCGUCGAAGUCCCCUCCAUCUUCACCGAAACCUUUGCCAAAAACCCGCAAGUCCUCUCCCUCAUUGGCCGCCACCACCAAACCAACACGCCGAUCCCACCCUCUCUUCUCCCUUCCCCGAGAUCAUGCCAACCCGACGCCCUUGAAAUCCAAAACCAGCUCCAACUCUCCCUCCUCGACCAAAUGUACCACUCCCCGCUCGCCCUCGACGCCCACUUCUCAUCCACCGCCGUCCUCACCCACGCACAACAGCUGUACGGCGCCUUCCCUCCUCCUCAACCGCCUGCAGCGUGGCAGGUGCAGUUCACGCAUCUGGUCAGUUAUGGCGCGACGUACUAUAGUUAUUUCUGGAGUCGCAGGUGGGCCGGGCGGAUAUUUAGGAGGUGGUUUGGAGGGGAUGUGGAGGCGUGGGGCGAGGGUGGGGAGAUGUUUAGGAAGGAGGUGUUGCAUUGGGGAGGUGGGAGGGAUCCGUGGGUAGGGUUGGAACGGAUGGGGGUUGUGAGGGAGGGGGAGCGGGAGGGGAAAUUUAGGGCGGAGAUGGCGGAUUUGGGGGUCGGGGAGGGUGGGGAGCGUUGA